UAAAAAUAUUGUAGUUUUGGUGAUGAUAAUAAUUUUGAUUUGGCGUUUUUAGAUAUUUCGUUGGCCGUCGUUGAAAUCUCUCUGAUUUUCGUUCUUCUUCAAAAUACACAAUCCCGACUCUCUCUCCAAUUGAAAAUUUUCUUCCAUUUUCACAAUGGUUCGAUUCGUCGCCGCUUUUCAUCUCCUAGUACUCAUUGGCUUUCUUUCUUCUAGAUCGGAAUCUCUUCGAUUCGACUUGCAGUCCGGCCAUACCAAAUGCAUCUCUGAGGACAUUAAGCAGAACGCCAUGACCGUCGGCAAGUAUCACGUUGUUAAUCCCAACGAAGGCCAGCCCUUGACUGAUGAACGCAAGCUCAUUGUUCGGGUGACUUCGGCAACUGGGAAUACCUAUCACUAUUCCGACAAGGUGGAGUCGGGGCAGUUUGGGUUUGUUGCUGCGGAGGCGGGUGAUUUCAUGGCCUGUUUUUGGGCUCCUGAUCACCAGCCUAUAGUGACAUUAUCGGUGGAUUUCGAUUGGAGGACGGGUGUGGCUGCUAAGGACUGGUCCAAUGUUGCCAAGAAGGGCUCUGUCGAAGUUAUGGAAUUGGAGCUGCAGAAGUUGUUUGAAACCGCCAAUUCUAUUCAAGAAGAGAUGUAUUAUCUCCGUGAAAGGGAGGAAGAGAUGCAAGAUCUGAACAAAAGUACAAACACAAAGAUGGCAUGGUUGAGUUUGCUCUCCCUUUUUGUUUGCUUAUCAGUGGCGGGAUUGCAAAUAUGGCACUUGAAGACCUUUUUUGAGAAAAAAAAGCUCAUUUGAUUUUUUCUUUAUUCAAACUCAGUAAUCUCUUUCUUUCUUGUAAACUAUCAUAACCAAAUGAGCCUCUUCUUCAGUGUAGAUUAGUUUUUGGUUUUCUUUUUUCACAUAAACUUAGGGAUAAGAACUAUAGCCUCUCUAAAUCAACUUUUACAUUCAGCAAGUAAUUUUACACAAAUUUCACUUUUCUUUCAUGAAAAA
Molecule: messenger RNA, 994 nt
Organism: Cucumis sativus (cucumber)
Lineage: Eukaryota; Viridiplantae; Streptophyta; Magnoliopsida; Cucurbitales; Cucurbitaceae
Product: transmembrane emp24 domain-containing protein p24delta9
Exons: 4
Coding region: 155-796 (213 amino acids)
Biological process (GO): endoplasmic reticulum to Golgi vesicle-mediated transport; intracellular protein transport; Golgi organization
Cellular component (GO): COPII-coated ER to Golgi transport vesicle; endoplasmic reticulum-Golgi intermediate compartment; endoplasmic reticulum
Source: RefSeq, a predicted model, not a curated record